AUGUUGCAGCCAAUCUUCGACCGCAGGGGGUAUGGGCAGUCUCAAUCUAUUGAGCCUGGUAAGAUGGAAAAGUUCGAGGAUACUAUACAGUGGCUUGAAGAGACCGCUGCCGGACGUCCCUAUGAUGCUGCUGCAUCGCAAAUCGGAUUUGCGAUAAGCGCGAUGCACACAACCUCUGAGCUACUCAAGCAGUCCCUACUGGAUAUUUGUAUGCACCCAGAUCUGAUCCCGGUUCUACGAGAUGAAGCAAAUAAAGCUAUUGAGGAGAGUGGAUGGACAACUGCGGGUGUCUUCAAGAUGCAGCUGUUGGACAGUGCAGUAAAGGAAACACAACGGCUCAAACCAGGUUUGUUAGUAAAUCUCGAGCGGAAAGCCCUGCGAGAUGUUAUUCUUCCCAACGGCUUGACUAUCCCUCGCGGAACGAAUGUUGCCGUUGAUUCAUCCAUGAUGUGGGAUCCAGCGAUCUAUCCCGAUCCAUCGUCUUAUGACGCCUACCGCUUUCUUCGCCUUCGCAAAUCCGGUAAUACUGCGGCAGCACUGGCAUCCACGAGCCCAGAGCAUAUUGCUUUUGGAAUUGGCAAGUCAAUUUGUCCUGGGAGAUUCUUCGCAAGCAAUGAAGUCAAGAUUGCUCUGGCGAAGAUUCUUUUGACUUAUGAUGUCAGGAUACCUGAAGGGGUAACACCCAAGAUUGUGGAGAUGGGGUUUGAAAUGCUGUGUGAUCCAGAUGCAAAGCUGGAGGUUAGAAUGCGAAAGGAUGAGAAAUAA
Messenger RNA from Penicillium bovifimosum, 765 nucleotides. Its product is annotated as cytochrome P450. The record is from RefSeq and is a predicted model, not a curated record. The transcript is spliced from 2 exons. NCBI's taxonomy places the organism in Eukaryota, Fungi, Ascomycota, Eurotiomycetes, Eurotiales, Aspergillaceae. The coding region runs from base 1 to 765 and encodes 254 amino acids. Gene Ontology annotation, molecular function: oxidoreductase activity, acting on paired donors, with incorporation or reduction of molecular oxygen; monooxygenase activity; heme binding.